UUUUUGGUUCUGGUUGUAAUAGAUGUUGUGAUCAAAAUGUACAAGAAUGGAGAAUCAAACUUAGAAAAGUUGAAAUCUUUGGGAGGAAGUAUCUUGCAUGGUGUGAAUGUAACUAAAAUGCAACAUCAUCCUGAUCUAAGUAACCGGAAAUUCGAUCGGAUAAUUUUUAAUUUUCCUCAUGCAGGGUUUCAUCGCAGUGAGGAUAAUAAACAUCUUAUCCAAAUGCACAGGAAUCUUGUGAGAAGUUUCCUUUGGAGUGCAAAAAAGAUGUUGCGUGUCGGUGGUCAAAUUCAUGUUGCCCAUAAAACGACUCCUACAUACAACCGUUGGGAUCUUGUUGGACUAGGAAAAGAAAACUCCUUGAUUUGUAUUGAAUGUGCAAAAUUCAGGGCUGAAAAUUACCCUGGUUACAACAACAAAAAAGGAGAUGGUCCAAAAUGUGAUGAGUCUUUUCACCUGGGUGACUGCCAGACCUUCAUGUUUAUACUCGACCUAUCUCGUAAGAAUGUGCCAAUGACAAAACAAAAGAAACACAAUUUACAUGAGCCGUCUGAUAAAAUGUCUGCUGUUGAACUGAACGAAGAAGACAAGAAGAAGACAACACAGCAAAAUGGACUUCAGAUAAUACCACAUACAAACUAA
Lycium barbarum (goji berry) is the source of this 642-nucleotide messenger RNA. Its product is annotated as heavy metal-associated isoprenylated plant protein 41-like. The annotation marks the transcript as partial. Gene Ontology annotation, biological process: rRNA base methylation. The transcript is spliced from 2 exons. NCBI's taxonomy places the organism in Eukaryota, Viridiplantae, Streptophyta, Magnoliopsida, Solanales, Solanaceae. Gene Ontology annotation, cellular component: cytoplasm. Gene Ontology annotation, molecular function: rRNA (uridine-N3-)-methyltransferase activity. The record is from RefSeq and is a predicted model, not a curated record.